Molecule: messenger RNA, 582 nt
Organism: Rotaria socialis
Lineage: Eukaryota; Metazoa; Rotifera; Eurotatoria; Philodinida; Philodinidae
Source: the annotation of a GenBank genome assembly
AUGACAUCGUCCACAUCAUCGUACAUGAAAACUUCUGAUGAAAGUCAUCCAUAUCAUCAUGAUACUCCAACAUCCUCGUCAACAUCAUUUUCAACAUCAUCAUCGUGUUCAAGUCCUGAUAUUCAAAAAAAAGAAUACACUUUACUAAACAAUAAAUCACGUCGUAAAAAACGUGAUUUUAUACCCGACGAUAAAAAAGAUCCGACCUAUUGGUCACAACGAUCAAAAAAUAAUCUAUCUGCUAAACGUUCACGCGUAAAAAGACGAGUGAAUGAUCUUGUAUUAGAAACAAAAUUAACACAAUUAAACAAUGAAAAUCAAAUAUUACGAGCGAAAAUCGAUAUGUUAGCAAGAAAAUUUGGCCAUUUAUCGAACAAUGAAGAAGAUCAAAAUGAAGCUGCAGACGACAGCGAUGCUAAAUUUGAUAAUAAAGAACCUGAGCAAACACAACUGUUAAAUAUUCUCGAUCAAUCAGCAUCAUCAAACAUAAAUUCAACAGAACAACAAUCGCUGAUUGAAAAAACAUCAACUGUAGUACCAAUGCCAAUGAAAUGGCGUUUCAAAUUAUUUAAUAUGACAUGA